Penicillium argentinense is the source of this 1659-nucleotide messenger RNA. Its product is annotated as karyopherin alpha. The record is from RefSeq and is a predicted model, not a curated record. The coding region runs from base 1 to 1659 and encodes 552 amino acids. Gene Ontology annotation, molecular function: protein binding; nuclear import signal receptor activity. Gene Ontology annotation, biological process: NLS-bearing protein import into nucleus. NCBI's taxonomy places the organism in Eukaryota, Fungi, Ascomycota, Eurotiomycetes, Eurotiales, Aspergillaceae. Gene Ontology annotation, cellular component: nucleoplasm; nucleus; cytoplasm. The transcript is spliced from 3 exons.
AUGGCUGAACGUUACAUCCCCGAGCACCGCCGGACCCAGUUUAAGGCCAGGAAUCAGUUCCGCCCCGAUGAGCUCCGCCGCCGCCGUGAAGAACAACAGGUCGAGAUUCGCAAGCAGAAGCGUGAGGAGAACCUGGCCAAGCGACGUGGUAUCCAGACCCGCGAUGGAGGAAUCGGUGUCGGCGGUGGCAUGGCUGCCGCCACCGAGAGCGAUGAUGAAGCAAGUGCUAUCGAGAGCGAGCUUAAUGUCGAGCUUCCCCAGAUGGUGAAAGGUGUCUUCUCCGACCAAGUCGAGGAGCAAAUUCAGGCCACCACUAAGUUCCGCAAAUUGCUGUCCAAGGAGCGCAACCCUCCUAUCGAGCGUGUUAUCGAGACUGGAGUCGUCAGCCGCUUCGUCGAGUUCCUCCGUUCCCCUCACACCCUGGUCCAGUUUGAGUCUGCUUGGGCUCUGACCAACAUUGCCUCCGGUUCUGCCCAACAAACCCAGGUCGUCAUAGAGGCCGGCGCUGUGCCGAUCUUCGUCGAGCUGCUGAGCUCCCCUGAACCCGAUGUUCGCGAGCAGGCCGUUUGGGCCCUUGGUAACAUUGCUGGUGACAGCCCUCACUGCCGUGACUUUGUUCUCGGGGCCGGUGCACUGCGCCCUCUGCUGAACCUCAUCAACGAUGGUCGCAAGCUUAGCAUGCUCCGCAACGCUACCUGGACCCUAAGUAACUUCUGCCGUGGAAAGACCCCGCAGCCCGACUGGAACACGAUCGCUCCUGCUCUCCCCGUCCUUGCCAAGCUCAUCUACAUGUUGGACGAUGAGGUUCUGAUCGAUGCUUGCUGGGCCAUCUCCUACCUGUCUGAUGGUGCCAACGAUAAGAUUCAGGCUGUCAUCGAGGCCGGCAUCCCCCGUCGCCUGGUUGAACUCCUCAUGCAUGCCUCCACUUCUGUCCAGACUCCUGCUCUGCGCUCUGUGGGUAACAUUGUCACUGGUGAUGAUGUCCAGACCCAAGUCAUUAUCAACUGCGGUUCUCUCCCAGCUCUGCUCUCUCUUCUGAGUUCCACUAAGGAUGGAAUUCGUAAGGAGGCAUGCUGGACCAUCUCCAACAUUACCGCGGGCAACUCCAGCCAGAUCCAGUCUGUUAUUGACGCUGGCAUCAUUUCUCCAUUGAUCAACUUGCUGGCCAACGGUGACUUCAAGACCCGCAAGGAGGCCUGCUGGGCCAUCUCCAAUGCCACCUCGGGUGGUCUGCAGAAGCCUGAGCAGAUUCGUUAUCUUGUCUCCCAGGGUUGCAUCAAACCCCUCUGUGACUUGCUGGCCUGCCCCGACAACAAGAUCAUCCAAGUUGCUCUUGAUGGCCUUGAGAACAUCCUUAAGGUCGGUGAGAUGGAUAAGGAGGCUGGUCAAGGCGAGGCACGCCUCAACCGCUACGCUCUGUUCAUCGAGGAAGCCACUGGCAUGGAGAAGAUUCAUGACUGCCAGAACAACGCCAACGAGGAAAUCUACAUGAAGGCCUACAACAUCAUCGAGAAGUACUUCUCUGAUGAGGAUGAGGUUGCUGGCGACAUCGAAGAGAUCGCGCCCCAGCAGACUUCGACUGGAUUCGCUCUCGGCGCUGGCCAGCAGCAGCCGGGUGGAUUCAACUUCGCCAACGGUGGUGACUCCAUGGAUAUGUAA